AGGAGCACCAUGGAUCUGCUGGAGUGUCCGAUCUGCCUCUUCCUGAUGUGUGAGCCGGCGACCAUGUCGUGCGGCCACUCGUUUUGCCGUAGGUGCGUGGGGGGCUACCUUCCGUCCAAAUGCCCAUCGUGCAAGGAGAGGUUAAAGCAAAGAGAUGUGAGAAGCAUUAAGAACAACGUGCUGCUCAUCAGUGUCGUUGAAAAGUGCUACCCCGACGAGACAAAGAUGAAGUGCCAUAUCCAGGAGAAGCUCAAAGCCAACGAGUUCACGGAAGCUUUACGCAUCGCAAAUGAGGGGCUAGAUAUAGCCCCAGAUGAUAUGAGUAUGAAGGUGUACAGAACAGAAGCUAAUGUGGGCCUGAUGCGAUUCGCUGAUGCCCUGACAGACCUGGACUACCUCUGUUGCCUUCGCCCUAACUGGACUGAGGGCUUCUUUCGUAAAGGGAAUGUACUGCUGGGAAUGGGCCGGCAGACAGAAGCUCUCCUCCAGUUCCACCGUUGCCUAAAACUCCAGGCCGACUUUGUCCCUGCCAAGAGCCAGAUCAAAAAGAUUCUGGAGGCAGAGGGCAUGGCAGUGCCAGAAGAAGUUCCCUGUAUCCUGCAGGUGGUGUCUGAGUACUUGAAAGAGCCCUGCCCCAUCACCAGCCUCAGUGGUUCCCAGGGGCCAACACACCCUGAGAGCCUCAAACAUCCUCUGGGUGACGAGGGAGAGAGUGAUGGCAGGAGAGAGGUGCACCAGGCCUCCAGGGUGAAACAUGGCACCAGCACUGAGUGCUGCCUCAGCCUCUGCCAAGCUGUUUCCUUCCUCCCCACUGCUGAGGAAGACGAGGAGAUGAUGAUGAGGAAGGAAGAUGGCCAUGGCAGGGGUGAAUGCAGUCAGGCCAGAGAGAAAACUCUGGGUGUUCUCACUGUGUCAGACUUCGAGUGCCCCCUCUGCAUCAGAUUGUUUUAUGAGCCAGUCACUACUCCCUGCGGCCACACUUUCUGUAAGAACUGCAUCGAGAGGAGCCUGGACCACAAUCUCCGCUGUCCGCUCUGCAAACAGCCUCUACAAGAGUACUUCAAAAACAGAAAGUACAACACCACAGUGCUGCUACAGGACAUCAUGACUCGCCUUUUUCCCUCACAGCUGGCCGAGAGGAAAGAGGUCCACGAGGCCGAGAUGGCUGAGCUCUCCAAUCUUACUAAGGACAUCCCUAUCUUCGUUUGCACGGUGGCCUACCCUGGAGUACCCUGCCCGCUGCACAUCUUUGAGCCGCGAUACCGGCUGAUGAUGCGCCGCUGCAUGGAGACCGGCACCAAGAAGUUUGGCAUGUGCAGCUACGAGCACGGGAAAGGGUUUGCAGACUAUGGCUGUAUGUUGGAGAUCCUGGGUCUGGAGCUGCUGCCUGACGGGAGGUCCUAUGUGGACACAGUGGGGGGCAGCAGAUUCAGGGUGCUGAAGAGAAGUCAGAGAGACGGCUACCACACUGCUGACAUAGAGUACCUUGAGGACCUUAAGGUUGAUGGUUCUGAAUUGGAGCUUUUGCAGCGUCUCCAUGACAGCGUGUACCAGCAGGCCCAGGACUGGUACCAGCGCCUCGGAAGCCGCAUCCAGGAGCAGAUCAACAGGCAGUACGGUGCCAUGCCCGACAAAGAGGAAAACAUCCAGGCCUCGUGCAAUGGUCCUGCCUGGUGCUGGUGGCUGCUGUCUGUCCUGCAGCUGGACCCGGCUUACCAGACCACCGUGCUGUCCCUGACGUCACUCAAAGACCGCCUGGGACACCUGCGCCUUGUGCUGGAGUACUUCUCCCAGAGCUAGACCCUGCAGCACUGUGGUAUUGUGGCCACUAAAUACAAGUUUGGAUCUGACUACUUGAGAGUCAUGAAAAUUUACAUAUAUGAUGGACUAACUGAUGGAUGCGCGCACACCGGGGUUUUGGGUUAUGAAGCAUCAUGGACGGACUGUCUCUGCGUCACAGUUUGAGGCCAGUUCAUGCGGGCGAUAGCAAAAAGAGAGUGAUUUUCUUAGAAAACGCACCAUAUUUGUAUAGAGCUGUGUUCAAAAGGAGGCUUUUUACUUUGUGUGUUUGCGUAUGUCAUGUCUGCAUAUUACACCAUUUUCUUUCCCUAGAUAUUAAGUUUUCAGAAUUGUCCUUUAAUGAAUAGUGAAUGCACCCACGAAUAUGAUGAGUGUACUCGCAUUCAGCUGUAGGAACUAGAAGAGUAGACCAAAGAUGCUUCCGUUUUAAGUCCAGUAAAAAAUGAAAAUACAAGUCAAACCCUUUUGGAGACCAUUGUGAAGGAUGACCACUAGAUGUCACUGUUAUUUCACCUACCGUCACAUGCAUGUUGACCGUCCAACAACAUUUGCCAAGCAACUGUAGUUAAUCUCUUGGCCAAGUCAGACUUUGUCUCCAUAUCAGUAUCACUGGGUGUCUACAAGUAAAAUUAUGGAGUGAGAAGGAACAUUAAAAAACACUCAAAGCUGUAGAGUAAUUCUCAGGUCUUUUCACAUUAGAGUACUUAGGCUUAUUUGUUGCACAAAGGUAAUUGUUUUAGAUAUUGCAAAUGAUUGUUCCAUGCUGAAGGACACUACUUCAGUUGCUUACAGCUGAAAUUGCAUCAAUCGGUCUUGGCUACAGAAAAUGGCUCAUUUUAUACUUUGAAUUAUCACUAAGGAGUAAUUGCUGUUUCCUCCAUCCUUCAGUGAAAAUAAUCUUAUUUUAAUUACUAUUUGAAUAAUAUUGCAAUAAUAUUUUAUGCUGACUCAUUAAGUGGCCCCACAUGGGUGAAAAUUUUAUUUAUGAAUGAAAGCUGCUAACCUGGCUCCUGUCUCUCUGGCUAUCGCACAGUGGAAAGCUCUUCAGUGAAAGGGAGACAAAGAGAGGCGUAACAGCUUUGUUGUUUUACAGUGUGAACACAUAUGAUUAUAUACAAUACAUGUACAUGGGUUUAUGUAUGUAUCUGUAGAUGGUCAGGUAUGGACACAGCACAAAUUUGUCUGUCUGACGGCUGCAGUGACCUUUACCCAGAGCCAUCUUUACUCGCUGAUAUUUUUUUUUUUUACAAACUGACAUGGUGUUGUGUCAGUCCUAAUAACAGCUACUGUCAUGUCCACUCCUUAUAUGUGCAGAGGUUAUAAUUGCAGCCCCAGUCCCGAUACAGUGUCUAACAUCUCUCGUCCAGGGACAGCUAUGACUUAUUUAAGAUCUGCCCACAAGGCUUCCCCUUCGCCCCGGGGCGUUUUUGUGACUAAGGGUCUGACCAGGGCAGAGUCCCCCCUGUGGUGCCUCUGUCUAGGCCACAACACCUACCUCUGCACCCCACUGUGUCUCCCUGUCUGUUUGGCCCCUCUGCCACCACUCAUGGUGCCUACGAGUGCCUGGGCCAGCUCACCGAGGAGACCAGCAAGUCUUAGCUUAGAUUUUGUACAUGACGCAGAGGAUGGACUAUGUCAUUUUGCGAUUAAGCUCUUUGUGGUAUUUACUUUUUUUUUUGUUUGUUUGUUUGAACUCGGUGUAGUGCUACAUUCCAUGGAAUGUUGGAGCUGUAAUUGUAUGUAUAAUUGAUUUGCUAACAAACAUGGGCGAAACUGGGUGAAAAAAAACUUUUUUUUUAAAACAUUGAUAACUGUGCCAUAGAUGCUUCUACAUUAUGUGUUUUUAAAAAUGUAGUAAACUGAAUAGCUGAAUAGUCACUAUGUUUGUCUACAUCAUGGAUAUUGAGGUUGGUCUUCAACCCUCAUGCCUUUUGUAUGGUGGACAGUGAGGCACUAGCAUCUUUUCAUGGCUAACACAUAGCUUUUAGUAGACAGUCCAACGUAGGUCAGUUAGCACACUGAUACACACUUUGUAUAAUGUACAAAUCAGUACAGUAGCCUUGCUAGUGUUAUAUUGUAGAUAAAGUGUAGAUAGAUUAUCUAAGCAUGAGGGGCCAUUAUGAGGCUGUUGCUGCGCACAAAAAUGUCCAAGCGAUGGACAUACCAGCGGAUGAAUGGCUGGACAGAUGGAUGCUGGGACAAAUUUCUUUGUUUGUUUGUUUUGUUUCAUGGACAUGCUAACCUCUGAACUUUGACCUGGGAACUAAUGCUUUACCAGAAGUCAAUAAUCACUGUUUUUACACGGGUUGCUUUAACUAUCCAUUAUUUCAUUGACCUCAUUUGAAAUUCUGAACUCUUAUAAAAUAAUCUUGGAAUUAGGUACACUUGAAAGUAUUUUGGUCCUCAACUGAAUUGCAUCGACUGCGUCUCUCUAAACCCAGCGGUGUUCAUUUGUUUGAAGGAUGAACAAAGAGAUGAUGCACAGUUUCAACUAUAGAUCACGAAAGCCAGUUUCCUGCGACCUAAAAUUUCUCGAGCUCAUCUGAGUCAAAAAGGGAUUGGCACUCGCAUACAGUAUAUGAGUAACUACCAGCUCACUACAGCUGAGUGGAGGUUGAUUUGGGAGCCUCAAUCAGGAAGCAAGGCCUUUGUGUUCAACAUUUGUGACAGUAACUGACCACAUGUGAUGCUCACUGAGGUGACUGAGAGCCCCUUUCCCACCUCGUGGAAAACGUCUCUGUUUUGCACAGUGUAUUCAUUUUGCUUAUACUAUUUUUCUAAUGCUCUGCAGUAGUUCCCCAGGUAUCUCCUCACUUUUUUUUUUUCCCAAAACACAUAUUUUUGUCUUUCAUGUUUAUUGUUAAAUGAUGCACUCUUCAUAUUGAGUAAAAUAUUUAUGCCAAUCUUGGGUUGGAGUCAGGUGAUUGAAAAAUGCUUUUUCAAUGAUACAAGGGAUCUGGGUAAAUCAAGGCAUUUCUGGAAUGUCAUGUAAACCUUCAUUGUGAUAUGCAGAAAACAAAACAAAUUUGGAAUUAUUUAAACUUGCUUGAUAUCCUUUACAAACCCGAAUGCCUUGUUUUGUUAAAAAUUGCCCAUUAUCAAAAACCUGCAGUAAAUGCAUCAGUCCCACAGUGUUUUUCCCUGUCUCAAACAGAACUUAACCUCUAAGCCAUUAUUUGAUCAUUUAUUAAUUGAAGAGUUAAACCAAAAAACAAAAUUGGAAACAUUUUUUUUCCAAAUGUAUUUUCUAAAAUACAUUUGGAAACUAAAUCAUUACCAUAUUUUGCUGUUCAAGAUCUUCAAAAUAUUUUGGAUCCAAUCUGUGAAACUGUGCGCAUUUUGUCAACCAAGGAUUUAAGUUGCAUGAUAUCUUCUCGCAGGCUUUGUGCUAUUGACGCAUUGCAGGAGCAGGCUUUUUUUUUUUUUUUUUCAAAGAGUGAAUAUCUCAUUUUGGAACAAUGCUCUUCAGUUGUACCUUUAUGAAUUGUACAUGAACAUUAGCUAUAGGUACAGAAUAACUGAUGAGGUAUACCUAUCAGAAAAUAGCCUCCAACACUGUCAAAACAAAUUGCACUGAUAUCCAUUGUCUCGAGCACAGAGCAGGGGGUAUAAUAGGAGACCUGUUCUUGGCAGGACUUUUUCCAUAAAAACUAUGCCAAGUCUUACAACACUGCACUGAGAAAGGCUGUAAAAAGCACCAAGAUGAGGUGUUCCUGCAGAAUAUGACAGCUGAUGUGGUCUAAUGGUCAGAGUGCUGUCUGAAUUUGCAGAAAAAGGCUUUUGAUCCCAUUGGUGUUAGAAUAUGGUGUUGAAAUUGGAGACAUGCAGUGUUCCUCUGUGCACAUUGUGUCGAAUCACCAAGAUGUUCAGUAACAACUAAAUUCGAAUCUGUUGAAACGAAAGCAAUUUGUAUUUGAUUCAUUUGUGUUAAUCCCCUGCCGCCGACAAAAGCCAAGUGCGGUAAAUGUCAGUACAAUUAUUGUUUGUUUCCAAUACCCCUGUAAAAUGUUUUAAAUAUUAUUAUUGUUAAUAAAGUUAAUCAAAGGAGA
Molecule: messenger RNA, 5849 nt
Organism: Myripristis murdjan (pinecone soldierfish)
Lineage: Eukaryota; Metazoa; Chordata; Actinopteri; Holocentriformes; Holocentridae
Gene: lonrf4
Product: LON peptidase N-terminal domain and ring finger 4
Exons: 12
Coding region: 10-1800 (596 amino acids)
Molecular function (GO): protein binding; ubiquitin protein ligase activity
Source: RefSeq, a predicted model, not a curated record